Gorilla gorilla gorilla (western lowland gorilla) is the source of this 3125-nucleotide messenger RNA. RefSeq names its product C-C motif chemokine receptor 10 (gene CCR10). The record is from RefSeq and is a predicted model, not a curated record. Lineage: Eukaryota; Metazoa; Chordata; Mammalia; Primates; Hominidae. Gene Ontology annotation, molecular function: C-C chemokine receptor activity; C-C chemokine binding. Gene Ontology annotation, cellular component: external side of plasma membrane; membrane. Bases 168 to 1256 code for a protein of 362 amino acids. The transcript has 2 exons. Gene Ontology annotation, biological process: cell chemotaxis; positive regulation of cytosolic calcium ion concentration; immune response.
GCACAAGAGAGUGAAGUCUUUUGGAGGAGGUGGAAUGGGAAAGUGACCCCGUAGACCCUAAUCCCCACCUCCCUCUCGGCCCCUCUCCCCGCCUCUUCCUUCCUGUCCCGCUAGUAGUUUAACUUCUACCCCCUGUGGCUAUACCUCAGAAACCUGUGUAGCCAGAGAUGGGGACGGAGGCCACAGAGCAGGUUUCCUGGGGCCAUUACUCUGGGGAUGAAGAGGACGCAUACUCGGCUGAGCCACUGCCGGAGCUUUGCUACAAGGCCGAUGUCCAGGCCUUCAGCCGGGCCUUCCAACCCAGUGUCUCCCUGACCGUGGCUGCGCUGGGUCUGGCCGGCAAUGGCCUGGUCCUGGCCACCCACCUGGCAGCCCGACGCGCAGCGCGCUCGCCCACCUCUGCCCACCUGCUCCAGCUGGCCCUGGCCGACCUCUUGCUGGCCCUGACUCUGCCCUUCGCGGCAGCAGGGGCUCUUCAGGGCUGGAGUCUGGGAAGUGCCACCUGCCGCACCAUCUCUGGCCUCUACUCGGCCUCCUUCCACGCCGGCUUUCUCUUCCUAGCCUGUAUCAGCGCCGACCGCUACGUGGCCAUCGCGCGAGCGCUCCCAGCCGGGCCGCGGCCCUCCACUCCCGGCCGCGCACACUUGGUCUCCGUCAUCGUGUGGCUGCUGUCACUGCUCCUGGCGCUGCCUGCGCUCCUCUUCAGCCAGGAUGGGCAGCGGGAAGGCCAACGACGCUGUCGCCUCAUCUUCCCCGAGGGCCUCACGCAGACGGUGAAGGGGGCGAGCGCCGUGGCGCAGGUGGCCCUGGGCUUCGCGCUGCCGCUGGGCGUCAUGGUAGCCUGCUACGCGCUUCUGGGCCGCACGCUGCUGGCCGCCAGGGGGCCCGAGCGCCGGCGUGCGCUGCGCGUCGUGGUGGCUCUGGUGGCGGCCUUCGUGGUGCUGCAGCUGCCCUACAGCCUCGCCCUGCUGCUGGAUACGGCCGAUCUACUGGCUGCGCGCGAGCGGAGCUGCCCUGCCAGCAAACGCAAGGAUGUCGCACUGCUGGUGACCAGCGGCUUGGCCCUCGCCCGCUGUGGCCUCAAUCCCGUGCUCUACGCCUUCCUGGGCCUGCGCUUCCGCCAGGACCUGCGGAGGCUGCUACAGGGUGGGAGCUGCCCCUCAGGGCCUCAACCCCGCCGCGGCUGCCCCCGCCGGCCCCGCCUUUCUUCCUGCUCAGCUCCCACGGAGACCCACAGUCUCUCCUGGGACAACUAGGGCUGCGAAUCUAGAGGAGGGGGCAGGCUGACGGUCGUGGGAAAGGGGAGUAGGUGGGGGAACACUGAGAAAUAGGCAGGGACCUAAAGGGACUACCUCUGUGCCUUGCCACAUUAAAUUGAUAACAUGGAAAUGAGAUGCAACCCAACAACUGUUACUAUUUUUGAGUCACCGACUUGGAAGUGAUUUGUGGCAGGGCAGAACCGGUGGGUUAACACCCCGCCCCCGCCCCCCCCCCCCGCUCCGCCCCGCCCCGCCCCGCGCUUGGCUCUCUGAGUGGAAGACGCUGAGGGCCUGGGUGGGGGUGGGGGGCUGCUGAGUCUGCUAAAGCUCUAGCCACUGACACCCCCUCCACCGUCACCUGGCCUCAGCCAACAGAGGUGAGGUGGGAAAGCUGCCAGGCAAGGAGGGGCGGUGGUUCCUCUUGCAAUACUGUAAGGAAGAGCUUUCUAACAACCAGAGCGCUCUCCAGUAAUGGCUGCCUUAGCAAAUACUGAGUUCCCGCUAUUGGAAUGUUCAAACUGUCGGGGACGCUGUGGGCCUUUGCGUGGUGUGGGGGGAGGGGGAGGGGCAGGGGAUUCCCGUUUUUGGUGGGCGUUUGGAUUUCAUUACCACUUUACAAUCCCUUCCUGGUGUCUGUGAUGGAAAGAAAAAAUGAAAACAUUAAUUGUAAAAGUUGAGUUGAAGUUUUUCCACCUUGAAGAAAAACCUAGGAGGGAUUGCAAUCUGCAGAUUUCCAGAGUAGUUAUCAUGGGUGUGGUGGGGGUGAGGGUUAUUUGCUGUUCUCCAUCUUCUCUGGGGACUGGGUCAGAGGAAAUGCACUGAGCUGGCCGGAAAGAGAGAGGUUGGAUAUGGGAAAAAACUUCUCUGCAGGCAAGGGCCUGGGAUCCAGACCUGGAAGAUGGUUGUGGUAUUUCCAUUCCUAGGUAACCUCUCAGUACAGGCCACUCUCAUCUGGAGAGAGGCCACGGCCGAGAUGGCCUCCUAGACACGCUCGCAUUGAUUCCUGGUCUUUGUUUUACACAAUCACAACGGGCAGGAUGGUGUUCACGUGCGACAGUUCUCGCGGUUUAAUAUCGGUCAGCAAAGCUGUCCCCACCGCUCCAGCCUGGAGUCUAGGGUCGAGAAGGGCGGGGCGUGGUGAGGAGGUCUCAAGGGAGGUGCUGGCCUGACGGCCCCGCCCGUCCCGCCCUUCCCCGCCCAGCCCAGCCCAGCCCUGCCCAGGCUAGCAGUCCUCAGAGCCUCCGGCAGCAGCGGCGAAAAGGGGUCCCCCACGGCCUCUAGGGGCCAGGAUCCAGGGAAGGCCCGGAGACGGCGCCGAUCCUCAAAGGGUCCCACACGCCAGCCACUGGGGACCGACCUGGAACCCUCCAUCCGAGAUCUCGGGAAUCGCCGCUGAGUCAGCAACGCGCGCGCGCGCCCGCGGAGGCCGCGGCCCCGCCCCGGCCGCCUAGCGCCUGAGUUAACCCCUUCCUAUACAGAACCGCAGGAUAUUAGCCCUAAGAGGCCUCCACUCUAUUCGGAGACCACAGAAUUCCUUAGAAUCCAAGUCAGUCUCCCCAGCUGAGUUCGGUGAGCUGUGAGCUCUAUAUUCGAUUUUAUUUCCGGCCUAGGUCUGCACCUUCCCAGAGUGCCUGCCUCAACUCCUUCACCUCGAAAAGGAGGUGAGGCCGAGUGCAGUGGCCCAUACCUGUAAUCCCAGCACUUUGGGAAGCCAAGCUGGGCGGAUCGCUUGAGCCCAGGAGUUCGAGACCAGCCUGGGCAACAUAGUGAGACUCCAUUUCUACAAAAAAUAAAUUUAAAAAAUUAGCCAGGCAUGGUGGUGUACGCCUGUAGUCCCAGCUCCUGGAGAGGCUGAGGUGGGAGGAU